UAUUAAUGGUAGGGCUAAAACAGUGUCUCAAAAACAGCAUGAGAACGACAGAACUUGACAACUAAUUACAUUUUUUAUGGGACUCCUUCUUGAAGACCAACGUUACAAUAUAUACAUAAUAAACAAGGCAAGGUAAGACCUCUCUCAGAACGGUCACUAACGUUAAUUUAUCAUGGAAAAGACACUUUGACUAGAAUGGUAACGCGUUAGCUGGCUAGCUAUCAGUCCAGUUAGCUUAAUUUUAUUGUCAUGACAUGACUUCAUUAGCAAAUAUCCUGUAAUUUUUAGGGUAGGCCUAUACAUUGAAGACUUCGAGAGAUCAAGUUGUCGUGAUCAAUUGCAGUUACAUAUAAACAGUUAGCUAUCUACCCAAAUUACAUCAGACUGUGAUAGCAAGCUAUCCUGAGGCAUGUCCACACUCGAACCGUAGAGGUUAACAGUUAGCGAAUCAGUAUAUUUAUCGAUAUAAGACUAACUGUUUGUCUGAAAAGUUUUUUUGUUUUCCUAUAAUUCAAUUAGCUAUCAUUCAGAUGUCAUUGUACAUACAGUGCAUUCGGAAAGUAUUCAGACCCCUUGACUUUUUCCACAUUUUGUUACGGUACAGCGUUAUUCUAAAAUUGAUUAAAUUGUUUAUUUUUUUCUCAUCAAUCUACACACAACACCCCAUAAUGACAAAGCGAAAACAGGUUUUUUUAAGACAUUUUUGCUUAAAAAAACAACAACAAAAAACGGAAAUAUUACAUUUACAUAAAUAUUCAGACGCUUCACUCAGUACUUUGUUGAAGCACCUUUGCCAGCGAUUACAGCCUCUAGUCUUGGGUAUGACGCUACAAGUUUGGCACGCCUGUAUUUGGGGAGUUUCUCCCAUUCUUCUCUGCAAAUGCUCUCAACCUCUGUCAGGUUGGAUGGGGAGCGUCGCUGCACAGCUAUUUUCAGGUCUCUCCAGAGAUGUUCGAUCGGGUUAAUGUCCAGGCUCUGGCUGGGCCACUCAAGGACAUUCAGAGACUUGUCCCAAAGCCCUUCCUGCGUUGUCUUGGCUAUGUGUUUAGGGUCGUUGUCCUGUUGGAAGGUGAACCUUUGCCCCAGUCUGAGGUCCUGAGCGCUCUGGAGCAGGUUUUCAUCAAGCAUUUCUCUGUACUUUGCAUCCCCACAGCAUGAUGCUGCCACCACCAUGCUUCACCGUAGGUAUGGUGACAGUGGCAUUCAGGCCAACGAGUUCAACCUUGGUUUCAUCAGACCAGAGAAUCUUGUUUCUCAUGGUCUGAGAGUCUUUAGGUUCCUUUUGGCAAACUCCAAGCGGGCUGUCAUGUGCCUUUUACUGAGUGGCUUCCAUCUGUCCACUCUACCAUAAAGGCCUGAUUGGUAGAGUGCUGCAGAGAUGGUUGUCCUUCUGGAAGGUUUCCCAUCUCCACAGAGGAACUCUAGAGCUCUGUCAGUGACCAUCAGGUUUUUGGUCACUUCCCUGACCAAGGCCCUUCACCCCCGAUUGCUCAGUUUGGCCAGGCGGACAGCUCUCGGAAGAGUCUUGGUGGUUCCAAACUUUUUCCAUUUAAGAAUGAUGGUGGCCACUGUGUUCGUAGGUACCUUCUAUGCUGCAGACAUUUUUUGGUACCCCUCCCCAGAUCUGUGACUCAACACAAUCCUGUCUCGGAGCUCAAUGGACAAUUCCUUCGACCUCAUGGCUUGGGUUUUGCUCUGACAUGCACUGUCAACUGUGGGACCUUAUAUAGACAGGUGUGUGCCUUUGCAAAUCAUGUCCAAUCAAUUGAAUUUACCACAGGUGGACUCUAAUCAAGUUGUAGAAACAUCUCAAGGAUGAUCAAUGGAAAAAGGAUGCACCUAAGCUCAAUUUUGAGUCUCAUAGCAAAGGGUCUGAAUACUUAUGUAAAUAAGGUAUUUCAGUUUUCGCUUUGUCAUUAUGGGGUAUUGUGUGUAGAUUGAGGGAAAAAAUGUAUUUAAUCAAUUUUAGAAUAAGGCUGUAAUGUAACAAAAUGUGGAAAAAGUCAAGUGGUCUGAAUACUUUCGGAAUGCGCUGUAUGUCGUAUUGUCCUGACCUACAGCAGUCUCAGCUGAUAACAAAGUCAAGGAACAUCACUUCUCUUGUUAUUGCUCAUAUCAUAGGUUCAUCAAGCCAUCCCCACUAUGGACCCACUUAGGAGAACAGCCGUGCAAGAGGACAUGGUCCAGUACUAUCUCUUCUUGGUUCAGCCCAACCUCUCAGACACACAGGCUGACGAACUGUGUCUGCAACACCUAGUGGAGGAGAUUUUGGCCAAGGUUGCCCCUCUCCUUAUGCAGUAUAUCUGGCAACAGCAGCCAUUCAACCUCAAGUACCACACUGAGAAAGGUACAGUACUGGUCCUGAUCUGGAUACAUUUACAUUACAUUUGACAUUUUAGUCAUUUAGCAGAUGCUCUUAUCCAGAGCGACUUACAGGAGCAAUUAGGGUUAAGUGCCUUGCUCAAGGGCACAUUAACGUCAUUUAGCAGACGCUCUUAGCCAGAGCGACUCACAAAUUGGUGCGUUCACCCUAUAGCCAGUGGGAUAACCACUUUACAAUUUGGGGGGGGGGGGGGGGGGGGGGGGUUAGAAGGAAUACUUUAUCCUAUCCCAGGUAUUCCUUAAAGAGGUGGGGUUUCAAAUGUCUCCGGAAGGUGGUGAGUGACUCCGCUGUCCUGGCGUCGUGAGGGAGCUUGUUCCACCAUUGGGGUGCCAGAGCAGCGAACAGUUUUGACUGGGCUGAGCGGGAGCUAUGCUUCCGCAGAGGAAGGGGAGCCAGCAGGCCAGAGGUGGAUGAACGCAAUGCCCUCGUUUGGGUGUAGGGACUGAUCAGAGCCUGAAGGUACAGAGGUGCUGUUCCCCUCACUGCUCCAUAGGCAAGCACCAUGGUCUUGUAGCGGAUGCGAGCUUCAACUGGAAGCCAGUGGAGUGUGCGGAGGAGGGGGGUGACGUGAGAGAACUUGGGAAGGUUGAACACCAGACUGGCUGCGGCAUUCUGGAUGAGUUGUAGGGGUUUAAUGGCACAGGCAGGGAGGCCAGCCAACAGCGAGUUGCAGUAGUCCAGACGGGAGAUGACAAGUGCCUGGACCAGGACCUGCGCCGCUUCCUGUGUAAGGCAGGGUCGCACUCUCCGAAUGUUGUAGAGCAUGAACCUGCAGGAGCGGGUCACCGCCUUGAUGUUGGCGGAGAACGACAGGGUGUUGUCCAGGGUCACGCCUAGGCUCUUCGCACUCUGGGAGGAGGACACAGCGGAGUUGUCAACCGUGAUGGCGAGAUCAUGGAACGGGCAGUCCUUCCCCGGGAGGAAGAGCAGCUCCGUCUUGCCUGUGUUCCACUCUACCUGGCAGCAGACUGUUCUUUGAGGAUUGAAGUAUUUGUUAUAUGAAUGCAUUUCAAGCUUUGACUGAUUGAAUGGUGAUGUCUUGAUUGUACCUGCAGGGGGAGUUCCUGCACACAUUGGAGGUAGCACUGUCUUUGGGGACAGUGUGGAAGAUGAGUGGUUCAUCGUAUACCUCCUCCUCCAAAUCACACAAGCCUUCCCUGAACUUGCUGCCAGGUAGAGUGGAACACAGUCUGUAAAGCCCUGUAAUACUUCCAGUUGGUUUCAAUUCUUCUUUUGUGUGUUCUUUCCUACUGAUAUUUACUUUAACUUGAAACAGGUUAGAGGACAAUGAUGGGGAGUUCCUUCUGAUUGAAGCAGCAGACUAUCUUCCCAAGUGGUUGAAUCCAGAGAGCAGUGAAAACAGAGUAAGAUAUCUACGUGUGAUGAUGACUACAAUCUGUUUAUCACUCUGUCUGUACAUCGCUUCACAUACCUGAUUAUCCCUUGGUUUGUUGUCUCUGUAGGCGCACAUCAGGUCUCACUCACGCAGGUCUCUCUCUCUGUAGGUCUCUCACUCAAUCUGUGUGUUUCUCUCCCCCUGGUUCUGGUCGGCUAGGUGUUCCUCCACAGAGGUGAGCUGUACAUCCUGCCCUGUCCCUCCCGCUCUAGCGAUGUUGGCCUGCCCAGGGACGUGGUGCCCAGUGUGACCCAGGCUCUGGCACUGCUCUCAUCCCACACACAGGCCUGUCUAGCCAGCCCCAAGAUCCGCACUGCCCUGAGGAAAAGACUGGAGGGGUGAGUGAAGCAGCAGAAACAACACUAUGACUUGAAGUGAUUGUAAGGUAUCUGUUUAAGGGUCGAUUUGGGCCUUAUGAUUGCUCAGAAAUACAUAUUUACGGGUAUAUAGAUUUGUGUAGGUCAAGCCACAAAUUCAAGCCUACUGUCAUAAUGACCAUGAGUGGGUGUAUCUGUCUUCACAGAUAUCCAGAGAAGAUCCAGGCAAACCUUCACCAUGCUCACUGCUUCCUGCCCGCGGGCAUCGCUACAGUGUUGGCACAGCGACCAGACCUGGUUGCCCCGGCAGUGUCAGCUUUCUACCUGAGGGACCCAGUAGAUCUCCAGGCCUGUCGGACAUUCCAGACCUUUUCCGCCGACACACGAGUCCUAACCUCGGUACACACAAGUUGCCUUUGACUGGUUGACGGGUGUAUGCAUUGUAGAGUUGUCACGAGACCAGAUUUUAUUUGGCAAAAAAGAACACGACGCAGACUAAACUCUAUGGUCCUUUAAAACCUACUUUUGUAAAAUAUUAUGUGCUAUAGUUUGCAAAAUAAACAUGUGACUCUGGGUGAAAACACGAGGCUGUUUUUUCCAACAGUAGGACUGUUUUCCUCAAGAAAUGAAGUCUACUUCAUGUUUUGUUUCCUUUGCUUCCUUACUUCCUAGUAUCGUGAUACUGGUAUCAUGACAACACUAAUGCAUUGUGUGUUAUGCAGUUUAGUUUUGUUUUGGUAUGUUAGUGCUAUAUUUACAUGUUGUCUAUAUGUAUUUCCAGGUGACGUUCACCCGUUGCCUGUACGCCCAAUUGCUGCAGCAGCAUUUCACCCCCGACCGGAGGAGUGGGUUCACCCUGCCUGCCCGGUCCCACCCCCUGUACCGUGCCCACGAGCUGGGCAUGAAACUGGUGAGUUCACCCCCACCCACUAACAUUUAUCUAUAUUGACAAUUCUCAUAGACUUCUUGGGAUAAUUAUUUAUUGUAUAGUUCUGUUAGUUAUUCUUGUCUCUGACCCUCCCAGGCCCAUGGCUUUGAAAUCCUGUGCUCCAAAUGCAGACAGCCAUCAUCUGUGCCUGAUGCUCCCAUCAGCUGUAACCCCUUGUGGAAAGGAUUCCUGAACAGUCUGAAGAAGAAUGGUUAUUUCAGAGUGAGUCAUUACUCUGCCUCUGACAAAGGGUGAAUGGCUCAAGGCUUGCAGUGUCUACUUUGCUUGCACAUAUUUGGUCAAUUUAAUAUGUUGAUAGAUAUUUUAUGUAUGUCACAUUUAAUGUAAUAUUUAUUUUAUACGAUAUAAAAUUUAGCAGACACUGUAGCUCAUCGGUUUUGUACCAAUGACUUGAGUAGCACUUGCUGUAGCCUAAUGGUUAUUAAACAGCUUUAAUCUUGACAGCAUGGAUAAUUGCUUCUCUGAUGGUUAACCCAGUGAACUGAUUACACAUGUUCAAGAGUAUCGAUUUUUCUAUUAUUGGUUAGCAACAGAGACAAAAAAUAUAAACAAUCUUGCAAACAAAAGUCAAUAAUUAUUUUAUAAUGGUUUAGAUUGCGAGACUGCUAAUCUCUGUUGCUAGCUAACCAGUAAGAAAAAAAAGAACUCCUGAACAGUAAUAUUUCCUAGAUUACUCAUAACAGCCCUCUAUUUCACGUUUCAGUGAGGAUAGCAGUGUUGUGCUGUCAGCAUUGCAAUUGUCAGUGAUUCAUAGCGUUAUCCCCUUUGGUGACAUAGUAUUAUUGUAAUUGUGGUUGUUGUCUGUGGCAGGGGGAGCUGGAGGGCUCUGCACAUUACAGAAAACUGAUGACCUCAGCAGAGAACUUCUUUAAGCAGUCAAUCACCCCAACACACAGGUGAGUGCUCUCAGCUUCACUGUAGGAACACUGGUGUGUCAGUACGUGUGCCCGCAUAUGUGUGUUCACUGUGGUAUUGUCAAUGGCGUGGUUUUAGAGGCCCUCCUCUUUGCCGUAGAGACAAAUGUUGCUGUUUUUAAAGCUAAUUUCAUGCAAUUCUACACAUUUUACCAUGGGGCAGAGAGAGAAAUGUCAGUUUCAAAGAUCAUUUAUUGCAAUUCUACACAUUUUGUCAUGGGGCUGAGAUAAUUUUCAGUUGUAAAGCUAAUUUCCUACAAUUGUGCAGAUUUUGACAUGGCUUAUGCCUUGUUCUUAUGCUAUCUGAGUAACUCAAACAUUAUAACAAAAUGCCAUGACAUUUUGGGAAUUUCAGAUUCUCCCUGACUGUCUAGUUUUUAUUUUGAUGAUUGAUUGUUAGUUCUCAAAGAGGAUCUUAUUGAAAUAUUUUUCUCUUAUCUUUUCUACAUACUUUAUAUCUGGUUUUAGUUAUUUAAGUUUACACUGAAAAUGUUUUAGCAAUGCGCCACUGCUAAAUGCAUAUAGGUGAAACACUGUGUGAAUACACUAUCCUGUGUGUGUGUUUGUAGCUCAGGUGGCAGGGCCCCAGGUGAGGAGGUCCUUCAGCUGCUACAGAGCUGUGCUCCCUACAACCUGGAUGAGCUGAGUAAACGGGAGGCCCAUCUACCUCCAGAGGAUAGUGAGUACAACCCCUCACUUUACUAUAGUACAACAGUCAGUCUUGUACCAGCUCAGGUGCAUUGAGUGAAGUUCCUUUUUAUUUUAUCUCACUCACCGAAAUGAUAUGUUCACACCACAAAGUAGCAUGCUGGCUUUCAUGUUAGAUAAAACCACACAGUCAUAAGGACUGCUGAUUUAGAGGAAGGGUUCAGCCUGUACUGAACAUACUCAUGUAGUAAACUGGGCAAAUAAGCUGUUUCCAUAAAGAUGAGCUCAUGAAGGUUGAUGAAAACACUGAUUUUCUCUUUCAUCUUUACCCCAUCUCCAGGUGAAAGUUGGCUGGAUAUUUCAGCCCAGGAGCUGGAGCAUCUGUUGGAGGAAAGAGUGGGGAGUGGAGUGGGGUUGGGUGGCUCAAAGCCCAGCCUGAGCAAACAUACGCAGGGGGGAAGGAGUGAGAAAGAGGCUAAUGAGAAAGAGGAGGAGGGGGAGGAGGAGGAGGAGGGCAGCUACAGCCUAGUGGCUGUGACCCAGGGCAUGAAGAACUUCAUCAACGCCAUGUCUUCACACGAGGGGGCUGAACUACCCUGGUGA
Messenger RNA from Coregonus sp. 'balchen', 7210 nucleotides. The record is from the annotation of a GenBank genome assembly. Lineage: Eukaryota; Metazoa; Chordata; Actinopteri; Salmoniformes; Salmonidae.